This is a messenger RNA of Daphnia magna, 2368 nucleotides long. RefSeq names its product fizzy-related protein homolog (gene fzr). Gene Ontology annotation, biological process: positive regulation of anaphase-promoting complex-dependent catabolic process; positive regulation of ubiquitin protein ligase activity; anaphase-promoting complex-dependent catabolic process. The record is from RefSeq and is a predicted model, not a curated record. Gene Ontology annotation, molecular function: protein binding; ubiquitin ligase activator activity; anaphase-promoting complex binding. NCBI's taxonomy places the organism in Eukaryota, Metazoa, Arthropoda, Branchiopoda, Diplostraca, Daphniidae. Gene Ontology annotation, cellular component: anaphase-promoting complex.
AACGUGAAUUAUAUUUUAAAUCGGCCUACCGAGUGGCGGUUGGUAACGUCUUGCGCCUAUAAGAGACACUUGUUUCAUUUUGGCGGGUCACAUAUCCUAGGCAGUUCCCGCCGGAGCAACUUUUGUUCGCCAACUCCUUUUUCCACUACAUUCGCUAUUCCUUUUGAGGAGCAACAUAUUGGCUGGGAGUUUUCCGCGGCUAGACGUGUGUUUUAUCAUCUUGCUUCAAUCUCAAGUUAUUAACUUAGUGCAAAUCACGAGUGAUACUGUACCCUGUUUUCACAACUUGGCAGCACAACAACGGAACACAAAUGUUGGAUUCCAGUUAUGAUCGACGCCUCAGGCGGACAAUGGAACUAACAGCCGGUCCCUCAACUGUUACAACGACCUCGGCGCUUAUCUCACCGACAAAGAACCGACCUAAUUCAACUCGCAAUAUCGGUGAUCGACUAGUACCUACUCGGGCGGGAAAUAAUUGGCAAGUUGCCUUCCAUAUGAAAGAAGAACUGAGCCCCACGUCAUCAAGUAUACGAAAUCGAGAAGGGCCGCCAGUUGCGAGUGACGCCGCAGGCCGCGAUCGUAGUUUGUUUCGUUCAAUUUUAGAGAACGAAGUGUUGAAUAGUGGCAUUGAGGAUCCCAGAGAUUUGCAAAACAAAAAACGACGCGUGUUCCAUUAUGAUAGUCCAUUAAAACCGGAAAAUCGAGUCAGUCAACCAUAUUCGUUGUCACCAUUGAGUCCUGCUAGCCAAAAACUGCUCCAAUCACCACGCAAGGCAGCACGGAAAAUAGCCAAAGUGCCUUUUAAAGUCCUUGAUGCUCCUGAACUACAAGAUGAUUUCUACUUAAAUCUAGUAGAUUGGUCAUCACAGAACGUGCUUAGUGUUGGAUUGGGCGCAUGCGUAUAUCUCUGGGCAGCUGCGACAAGCCAAGUUACUCGGCUAUGCGAUUUGGCCCCGGAAGGCGAUAGUGUUACUUCGGUAGCAUGGGCAGAGCGAGGUCACUUGGUUUCAGUGGGUACGCAUCGAGGAACAGUACAAGUCUGGGAUGUUACCGCUGGUAAACGGAUUCACACGCUAGAAGGGCAUACGGCGCGCGUAGGUGCGCUAGCAUGGAAUGGAGACCUUCUUGCUUCCGGCAGUCGAGAUCGCCUUAUCUUACAGAGGGAUAUCCGCACUCCGCCUUCGAUCACCCAACGCCGAUUGUCUGGGCAUAGGCAAGAGGUGUGUGGUCUAAAAUGGUCACCCGACAACCAGCUCCUGGCAUCCGGUGGUAAUGACAAUAAACUAUUUGUUUGGGGCCUUCAUUCUGUUACACCACUGCAAACGUUUACCGAGCAUUUGGCUGCGGUAAAAGCGAUCGCCUGGUCGCCACAUCAUCAUGGAGUUUUAGCAAGUGGCGGAGGCACCGCCGAUCGCUGCAUUCGAUUUUGGAACACCCUUACGGGGCAACCUAUGCAAUAUGUCGACACGGGAUCACAAGUGUGCAAUUUGGCUUGGUCCAAGCAUUCGUCCGAGCUGGUGAGUACCCAUGGAUACUCACAAAACCAGAUUCUUAUCUGGAAAUACCCGAGCCUAGCCCAAGUCGCACAACUGACAGGUCAUUCAUAUCGUGUUCUUUACUUGGCAAUGUCGCCCGAUGGCGAGUCCAUAGUAACAGGGGCUGGCGACGAGACAUUAAGGUUCUGGAGCGUGUUCAAUAAAACCCGAUCGCAAAAGGAAACACGAUCGGUACUGAAUCUGUUCACUAGUCUGAGGUAAGAUCGGUCUAACGUAAUAAAUGAGACGUUAAACCGAAUGGAGUACACACCUAUUCCCGAUGCUUUAAUCCGCAACUUGUAAAUUCUACGAGAAUCUCGGGGUUUUUUUCCUGGUCUGUAGCUUAGACAGAUAGCUCUUUGUUACUUUCGUUUUCCCUCUUACCUUUUUUUUUUUUUCAUUCAUAAAUUAUUGUUUGUGUGUGUGUUUGUGUGUAUGUCUGUCCUUGUGAAACCAAACCUUUCCAGAAAAAAAGGAAAAUUAAUGAAGACAUUUUAUGUUUAUUGUAGUAGGGCCCUAACUCCUACAUCCCUAACCCUACUCUCCCCCUCCCCCAGUGGUUUCCUCCAAUUUGAUUUUUUUACAUAAUUAUUGUCCUUGGUUGGUUGGGUUACAGCCGUCCUUUUUCCUUAUUUCCACUUAAGCUUCUCUUCUCGUUUCUUUUGUUUAAAACUUCCGUUUUCCUAGACAUUUAUAUGUAAAAUUUAUUCAAUCGCUAACACGAUAGCUGGGGUUCGUCAGGUGUUGUUGCUCUGUGCUAUUUUGCCAGUAUUAUCUGGCUUUUGGGUCACAAAUUAAGGAAAUUAAUAGAAAAUAUAUAUGGAAAUUCUUUA